CAGAAAAAAAAAGAAACUGAAAGUGGUGGACCAACUACCGAGCAGUGUCAUCAACAUAGUGCUGUGCCAUUCUCGAUUAAAAACGGCCCGCAACCACAAAUACUCCAAAAAUUGUUCGCGUAAUUCUUAAAAUUGCAGAAGGUUUAACAACAAAAAAAGAUAAAUGCGGUUGAUGGCGUUGUGUUUAAAAUAUGAAUCGAAAGACACGAGAACAAAAUGAUAUUUCCAUAAUCAUUGGAAACUUGCCCAAACGACUCCAGGACAAAAUCAUCAUACGCGAGGGAAGCAGCGAAUCAAGUGCAAAUACAACAGACACAUCAAACAAAACAGACGGUAUCAGAAGCAAUGUUUCCGAGGGGAAUGAUGGAUUAUUGCAGGCACAUAGAUCAGGAGAUGCCAACGAAAAGGGGCCACCGCCAGUGGACAGUGAAGUGACAGCCAUUGACUACUUUUUGCGCUUGCCUGCCAGUAUUGUCGAAGGAGAACGCAAAGAAAUUGCCAAUAACCCUGUCUUGGAUUCCAGCGGGGCAUUGGAAAACGCAUUGCCUAUAAAAAUGAAGCAAAUAUGUAAUAUGGAUACUGAGCAAAUUACGGGAAAUGCAUCGCUCAUAAAAAUUAAUCAAAAGGAUAAUGUGGACGCUGAGCCAAAUAUUUCUGUGCCUGGAUUAAUACGUCUCAAUGCCGAAAAUGUAAAAAAACUGAACGAAGGGCGACCAACGACGUCGUCAAAUGCACACGGCGCCCGUAAUUACGAACGACGAAAUAGACACCAGACGAGACAGGAUGUUUUAGCUUUGUCAAAAAUUGGAAUACCCAUGUCGCCAGUGAGACAGCUUCAGAAGGUUAAUCAUCCCAAUUGGUUUAAAGCAUUAGAUGGUGAAAUAAGCAAAAAGUUACCUCCGAUGUUUGAGGCACUACAGAAGUUAAUAAAUAACAAUCAAGUUAUCGAGAACUGGGAAAGUGUUUGUUCACUACGAAUAGAGCUACAACAGAUUUUGAUACAACUAUUGUUAACGAACCUAAAAUUUUGUUGCGAAGAAAAAGUCGAUUCCUUUUUUUGGAAAAUACUUUUUUACAACGUGCGAGAGCAUUUGAAGCGGCUACAGCAUGAAAUGCAGGCGGUGGAAUGCAUACGCGUUAUUAUUGACGAAGGUAUUGACUUCUACGAUCGAAUUAUUAAAAAAUUGCAAGACAAAUACCUUUCUGAGAACACGAAUUCAGACUUUUUGCAAAACGGCAUAUAUUCAUCACAACGCUCGCUGCAAAAACUAGAGUUUAUUGCAAAAGUAAUGACCCAGAAAUUGCUGAUAAGUUUAGGUGAUCUCUGGCGCUACAAAAUCAAGGACUCCCAAGGACAGGAUUAUACAGAAGCAGAGAAAUACUAUCGGAAUGCUCAAGCCCUGGUUCCAGCAAACGGUGUUCCCUAUAAUCAGUUAGCUAUAGUAGCAAUACUCAAUCGUAAAAAAUUUGAUGCCAUAUACUUCCAUAUGCGUAGCUUAAUGUCUUCCAAUGCCGUCUAUUCAUCCAAGGAGUCUCUCUUAGUCUUAUUUGAUGAGCUACGGAAAAAGUAUGAGGAAACGGAAUUAAAGUCAUCGCCAGUGCAUUGCAAUAACCAUAACGCUCAAUCUAAAAACAUGCGCAAAGAAGUGUGGAUAUGCCCCAAUGGCACGAGGUUAUACCGCACAGAUUCUAAUGGCAAUAAUAAUUAUAAAUUUGCCAUUAGCGAAGAAAAACGUUUCAAAGAAAUGUCAUCAGAGGAGUUGUUGAGGCGUAUUACUUCAUUGUAUCUGUACAUCAUUGGAAAACUUUUUAAUGGCAUUGGAAUGGAAACUAUUGUAGAACACCAGCGAAAGUUAUUCAUGCAAUUAAGUGUUUUGUUAGAAAUGGGAAAAAUUGCAUUAACGCGAGCAAGACUUUUAAAAAUGCUGACACUGAACAUAUUUGUGAUAGAACACAAUUUAAAUAAAGAAACCCGACGAUACCACGCAUUUAACUUCUGCAAUCAGUUUUUAGGUUUGAUGCUUCGUAAAACUUAUUCGUUGCUGAAAGUCUCAAAUGGAAAUCUGAAAGACCUCGAUGAUGAAAAAUUCGUAGAUUUAACCACAGUUCUUCAGUAUACAAGAAUAUAUGCAUUGUGGUUAAAACACCAUGUUGACAUUUGGGAACCCUUAAAAAAUGAAGAGCACAUAUAUGUGAGCUGUUGGUUCGAACUUGAAAAACUUAUUCAUUUACUUAAGAACGAUCAUUUAACUGACAUUUCUGACGACAAUGUUAAGUUCGAAGAAGAUAUAUUUUUAGCUGGGUUUACACCAACAAACUCUUUUAUUCCCAAGCUGCGUGAUGGACAAAUAUCAGACGAAAGUUUACAACUCAAUGCACGCUUAAAGGCGCUGCAAAAUUUUGGACUCUUUUAUGAGGAAAACAAGGCCCGUUUGAAGAACAUUGAAACAUCACAUUUUGUAAACGAAGUAUUGAAUUCGGAUAUUAAGCAGGCGUUGGAUGAUUUGCAAAGUAGUCAAUCAAUAAACUCCACGCUAAAAAUUAAAAGUCUUGAUGGCAAUGAUAAUGACUUAAAUUGUAACAUUGAUGGUGAUGUUUACGAUGACGAAAAUAAUGACGAGAAUAUGGUUGUCAAUGGAGAUGCUCUGCAGGUCAAAAAUUGUAACAGCCCCCUAAAAAGCCAUCCUAAUGUAAAACUAGAAAAUGAGCAGUUAUCACAAUUAUCGAAGUUGAAAAAGGAAUUGGAAGCAAAAUCACAAGUUAAAAAUAUGUAUUCCAAUAAAUUAGAGGAAAUUUUGAAAUAUGUUGACACUAAGCUAUAUAUCGAAGUAAGGCCAAAGUAUUUAUUGCCGGAUACAAAUUGCUUCAUUGACUGCCUAGAAGAUUUCGAAAGAAUUGUCAAUGAAUUCAAACGCUACACAUUAAUUGUACCAUUAACAGUUGUAAAGGAACUAGAUGGUCUGUCAAAGGGUGUAAAAGUCGAAUCCUUUCAAGAAAUCGUCCAGAAACAUCGUAUACAUCACUAUGACGACGUGUCCACUAGGGCAAAGAAGUCUUUGGAUUUUAUAAAAACAGCAAAAAAUCAUGUGAAAUGUGCCACUACCAAAGGAUCUAUUAUUAAUGCCUCUCUUUUUGCAUUGGUGAAGGAAGAACAUGUUUCAAACGACGAUAAAAUCUUAGCAACUGCUGUGGCGAUGUCGAAAACAAUGAGUUGUGAAACAAGUAAAGAUGGCAAAUGUUUAAUUCAAACUGAGCUGGUUCUUAUUACAACCGAUCGCAAUCUUCGUGUUAAAGCAUUGUCGCGUAACUUGACAGUUAGUGAGCUACCGGAAUUUAUACAAUGGGCCAAAGACUGCAACUAAGAAAAAAUGAGUGCUUCAAUUUUUGUAUUCUUGUCUUGUUCUUAAACUGUAGCUGUAUGAAAUCAAAACAUAUUGUUAACAUUUAAAAAAAAAACCCAUCCCAUCUGAUGAAAAGUUUUCGAACAUUUUUAUAUACACAUAUAUAUAAAAGUUUUUUACCUAUAUAUAUAUAUAUACAAAGAAACAAGCACAUACAUUAACCCUAAUGAGAUCCAUUUUCUCUUUAGAUGUGCGUACAUAAACAUGGUCAUGUAUGCAGUAGUUAAAAAAGUUACCGCAAAGCAAUGAAGACAUUUUAUAAUGUAGUAUUUAUAUAUGUAUAACUCAUUUUAAAAUUGAUCUUUGUGGUAAAUUUCAAAAAGUCGUAAAAUAUCGUUUAUUUAUCGUGUUUGGUACACCAAACCUUUAACCUUUUCCUUUGAUAACAAGAAAGAGAAAAUAAAAUUUCCUUAGUCUUGUAAGAGUUCGUAAAUGUUAUUAGUGUAUUGCAAAUAUUCUGUUUCGAAGUACAUAUAAGUUUUGUGUCUCCUUCUGCUAAAUUGAAU
Molecule: messenger RNA, 3907 nt
Organism: Stomoxys calcitrans (stable fly)
Lineage: Eukaryota; Metazoa; Arthropoda; Insecta; Diptera; Muscidae
Gene: Smg6
Product: telomerase-binding protein EST1A
Exons: 12
Coding region: 192-3362 (1056 amino acids)
Biological process (GO): nuclear-transcribed mRNA catabolic process, nonsense-mediated decay
Cellular component (GO): telomerase holoenzyme complex
Molecular function (GO): telomeric repeat DNA binding; telomerase RNA binding; protein binding
Source: RefSeq, a predicted model, not a curated record